AUGCAGGCGACAAAAUACAGGGAUAUUUCCCUCAAGUGUGGAAUUUUUCUUUUGAAAUUAGUCGGCCUCUGGAUGUCCAUGAACAGCGUCGAGGAGCGUCGAAGGAGGUUCACGUUGUUCGGAUCAGUUUUCGCCCUUUCUUACGGCGUUUACGUGAACGUAAACGAUAUUCUUCACAGCUUCGAUGAUCUGAGCCAUUGCAUCUUUCUGACUUGCAACACACUGUGCAUUCUUCUGGCGAUAUUUAAGAUUUUCAUACUAAGCAAUCACAGAACGGAAUUCAAGGAGAUAGUCUUGUACGCGCAGAAGCAUUUUUGGCAUGAUAAUUACAGCAAAGAGGAGAGGGUGCUUUAUGGAGAUUGCCAGAGGUUCUGCAAACUAUGGGUCAUACUAAUAUGUUUCCUUACGCAAGCCUCUUUAGUGUUCUACUUUGUCACACCACUCACUGCAAAUAUGAGCCGGAACAAAUCGGACAGAGUACUUCCAUUCAAAAUGUGGGUCGAUUGGCCGCUAUCCGACACACCGUAUUACGAGUUGAUGUUCACUUUUCAGGCGCUGUGCGUGUAUCAAAUCGGCGCCGCCUAUAUCUGCUCCGACACGUUUUUCUGCAUGCUGAACAUGCACGUGAUCUGCCAGUUCCGUAUACUAAAUUACAGACUGUUGAACAUGUGGCCGGUCAUCGACGAGCGAACGAACAUGACCGAAUACACGAACAAAUGUUACACCAAGCUGAUAGAUUGCAUCAAAAAUCAUCAGUCGUUGAUCGAGUUCUGCGUGAAACUCGAGAACGUGUACACGUUGACUAUACUCGGCCACAUAGUGGUCUUCAGCUUGUUGAUGUGCUUCGACACGUACGAGGUAGUUCUGGCAAAGGUACCUACCACGACGCGCCUCAUAUUCUUAUUCCACAUGAUCGGUAGCUUCAUCCACAUAAUUUUCUUCACGUACAGUUGUGGUGGUUUGAUAGAAGAGAGUAUGGAUAUUGCAACAGCAACGUAUGCAGGAAUGUGGACGGUUUUGCCAAUGAAUAAAGUUGGCAAAAUGAUACGAGGAAAUAUGAAGUUAAUGACCGUAAGGUCGUUGCAACCGUGUUGCAUAACUGCUGGUGGAUUCUUUCCUGUCUCCUUGAAAACUGCUACCGCGCUAAUGAGUUCCACAAUGUCGUAUUUCACGCUCAUGAGAGAGAGAUCGGCUGAAUAA
Habropoda laboriosa is the source of this 1200-nucleotide messenger RNA. Its product is annotated as odorant receptor 30a-like. Lineage: Eukaryota; Metazoa; Arthropoda; Insecta; Hymenoptera; Apidae. Gene Ontology annotation, biological process: sensory perception of smell; detection of chemical stimulus involved in sensory perception of smell. The record is from RefSeq and is a predicted model, not a curated record. Bases 1 to 1200 code for a protein of 399 amino acids. The transcript has 6 exons. Gene Ontology annotation, cellular component: plasma membrane. Gene Ontology annotation, molecular function: odorant binding; olfactory receptor activity.